AUGACUACCAUCCGCCUCGAUGUCAACCUUUUCAACGGCAAAGAUGACUCGGUGAAGAGGACGAACUGUGUUCCUUUGAAGGAUUUUGACAUAAGUGACAAGAAGCUUUCCGACGUGCGAUCAGUGCUUAUUAAAAAUGGUGGCUUGGAUGCCAGCAAGGUCGGAUGUUCAUUUUGCUCGGCUUCCGGAGCUCUAGUCAAUGAUGCUUCAUCCUUCUCGGAUUAUGUGGAUAUUAUAUCGGAGGGAGCAGAGGAGAAGGAGGGCGACGACCAGAAAAAGAAGAACACCUACAAUGUCUACAUCUACCUCAAGAGCAAAAAGACCACCACAGGUCUGAGUGACGAGGUCAAGGAGACUCUCAAAAAAGAACUCAAUCUCAAACUCAGUGUAGGUUUCGGAAGCACUGCAUACAUGUGUGUUGAGCUGACCAUCCAGGAUAAACCGGAAUUGCUCAAAACAUCUCUAGACCAGCUCACCAGCUCCUUCAACAAGGCCGACUGGGUGGCGGAGGCUAGCGAAAAUGCUACUAACCCCUCCGAUAUGUCGGAGAAAGAGUGGAAUGUUGUCAUCCGCAACAAUAGCCUCACAAGCGCUUCGCGAUUGGUGUUUUCCAAUCUGGGUCGAGCAUCAGAUGGAAGUAAAAAGCUGAAAUUCCGUCGGAUCGAACGUGCACCAUACAGUGCCUUUGUGUUGAAACCGAGAAAGUUCCAGCCGCAUGAAAUUUCUGAUUCAGAGGUCAAGAUUGAGCAACAAUUCCAUAUCCCUCGGUUUGUUGUGGCAGAUGACUCGUACGUGGACACGUUUGAGACUAAAUCGUCUGUGGCAACAGCCAUGGCUCGCAGCUCCUUCUCUUCCAUCGAGGCAGAAGCUUCUCUUGAAGGAGGAGCGUUUGGCUUCAGUGCCGCUAUCAGUGCUGGCUUCUCCUCGAGUGAGAGCUCUGCAUUGAGCAAGCAGAGUACGGCGGAAAGCAGCACGAUGAACAUCACCUACAAUUUCCCUCGAGUGGUAUUGCAUUUGGAUGAGUACAGUUUGGACUUGUCAGAUGAAUGUAGCCAGGAUCUUGUCAGGGUCAAGGACGUCAACUCUCUGAUUGCCUUUCACCACAAAUACGGCCACUUUUUCGCCACGCGCAUCGAGCUCGGUGGGAGACUCUUCUCAUCAGAAAAGUUCAGUACGCUGGGUACAAGCAGCGAAAGUGAAGCUACCAAGCAAAUGAAGAUCUCAGCUAGUGCCUCAUUCUCAUCCACCCCUCCUGCAUGGUGUCCUACGGUCGCUCCGUUCCAAAACUGGCGUGUCAUCAAACAAGAAGACGUCAUCCCCCUCGGGGACUUCAUAGGCCGGAUACCCGGCUACGAAGAUAUUCCUGAAAAGUUCAACAAACUAGCUGAAAUCACUAGGAAGAAGGAGACGAUCAGCUUCCGGCUUGGGCUAGAUGCAUGGCAACGCGCAGACAAGAACAAGCCAGAGUAUCUAUCCCUCCAUCACGCGUGGAUGAUUCGUAUGACCCCCCUUUACAAUAUCUGGAUGUAUCAUUCAAUUCCUUCCGAGGUCCAAGCACUCUAUGAUUGUGGUCACCCUGGAGUGACAUUUACAGACAACAGUGACGAAACUCCGUACGUUUCUGAUCAUGGCCUUCUAUACACGUAUACUAAUGCAGGCAAACAGCUCCAAUAUGGCCAACGAUAUCAUCUCUUUAACCGCAAAAGGGGCCUGUGGCUACGCGCAAUUAUCCUCAAUUUUAACGGGACGGAGAUAACGAUGUUGGCUGCUGGACCCAAGCAUGAGGCGACACUAUUUGAAUUCCGCGACAAAGACCGAGAGGGACCCAUGCGUAAUGGAGAUAAGUGCUGUCUCUUGGUAUACGGACCCGAUGGCAAGCAGAAGGGUAUUGUGGCAAUGUCGUUACGGGGUCUAAACCCAGAUGAUGGCGCCGAAGAUGCGAAUUCGAUUGGAGCAUUGCCAUACAGUGUUCCGAAUGAAGGUCGCAUUCGCUUCACGGUUCUUGAAAUGGUGGACCAGGCAGAUGUUCCUACUUGA
Molecule: messenger RNA, 2037 nt
Organism: Aspergillus nomiae NRRL 13137
Lineage: Eukaryota; Fungi; Ascomycota; Eurotiomycetes; Eurotiales; Aspergillaceae
Exons: 13
Coding region: 1-2037 (678 amino acids)
Source: RefSeq, a predicted model, not a curated record